AUGAACAUCGCCAAGGCUGACCCAGGUAAAGAAGAAUGAGCCUCGCCCGCUUCAAGCACCUCCCGCGCGCCACCCAGGGACCUAUCAAAUGCCCCUACAAGGGCGCUGCCCUGCUCGGCAACGCCAACUACAACAAGGGCUCUGCCCAUUCCGAGCGUGAGCGGCGCGAAUUCAACUUGCACGGACUACUGCCACCCAAUAUCCAGACAUUGGACGAACAGGUGGAGCGGGCAUACCAGCAGUACAAAAGCCGUCCCGAUGACCUGGCGAAAAACACCUUCAUGGCGAGCAUGAAGUCGCAAAACCAGGUGCUUUACUACCGGCUGCUGCAGACUCAUCUCAAGGAGAUGUUCAGCGUCAUCUACACGCCGACGGAGGCGGAUGCGAUCCAGAACUACUCACGGCUGUUCCGGAAGCCUGAAGGGUGCUAUCUGAGUAUCCGUGACCAUGGUGAGAAAGAGAUCGAUGAGUGUUUCGCUAACUUCAGCGGUGGGGAUGACGUGGAUUAUAUAGUUGUUAGCGACGGGGAGCAGUGGCAGAUCCUCGGGAUAGGCGAUCAGGGCGUCGGGGCGAUCCUGAUAUCUGUCGCGAAGCUGGUCAUCACCACUGCCUGUGCUGGCAUCCAUCCAUCAAGACAGCUCCCUGUAGUGUUGGAUUGUGGGACGAAUAAUGAGGAGCUACUCAACGAUAAGCUCUACUUGGGUCUGCGGCAACGGCGCGCACAAGGGGAGGAAUACGAUAAGUUUGUGGAUAAAUUUGUGAGGAUGGCCAGGAAGAGGUUUCCCAAUGCCUAUAUCCACUUAUGCAGUGAGGACUUUGGUCUCCAAAACGCCAAACGUAUCCUUGACAGAUACCGCUCACAAUUACCUUGCUUCAACGACGAUAUUCAGGGCACCGGUUGUGUCACGCUGGCUGCCCUCAUGGCCGGACUCCAUGUUAGCAAUGUCAAGCUAAAAGAUGUCAGAGUCGUGUGCUAUGGCUCUGGAUCUGCAGGCACUGGCAUCGCAGAUCAGAUUAGCGAUGCCAUUGCCACCGAGGCAGGUUUCUCUAAAAGUGAUGCCUUGAAGCAGAUUUGGUGCAUUGAUAAACAAGGCCUACUGCUGAAAUCUCAAGGCGACGCACUCACAGCCAGCCAGAAAUAUUUCGCAAAAGAAGACAAUGAAUGGCCUGAGGGUCAAGAUAUUGAUCUUUAUUCCGUCAUCAAGCACGUCAAGCCCCAUGUUCUGAUCGGGACAUCCACCAAACCUGGGUCUUUUACAGAGGAGACCAUCCGCGAGAUGGCAAAACAUGUCGACCGCCCAAUAAUCUUCCCCCUCAGUAACCCGACGAGAUUGCAUGAGGCUCAGCCGCAGGAUAUCACCAAGUGGACGGACGGGAAAGCCCUGAUUGCGACUGGCAGUCCUUUCCCGCCUGUAGAGUACAACGGCACCAAGACGGAAAUCGUAUCAGCCGAAUGCAAUAACUCAACCGCCUUCCCCGGUAUUGGGCUCGGAGCUGUCCUCUCACGAGCCAGCCGCCUAUCUGAGAAGAUGGUCGUCGCAGCUUCAAAGGCACUAGCAGCAAAGGCUCCAGCGCUGGAAGAUCCAAACAAGCCACUUCUUCCAGACGUUGAGAAUGUCAGAGAGUUGAGUUUGAAUGUCGCCAAGGCAGUUAUUCAGACGGCAGUGAAGGAAGGAUUGGCCCAGGAAGAGGGCAUUCCAGAGGACGAGAAGGAUUUGGAAGACUGGAUACGGGCUCAGAUGUGGGAGGCAACCUAUCGGGAUUUGGAGAAGGCUGAUUAA
This is a messenger RNA of Aspergillus nidulans FGSC A4, 1781 nucleotides long. Its product is annotated as malate dehydrogenase (oxaloacetate-decarboxylating) maeB. The record is from RefSeq and is a predicted model, not a curated record. The transcript has 5 exons. The coding region runs from base 36 to 1781 and encodes 581 amino acids. NCBI's taxonomy places the organism in Eukaryota, Fungi, Ascomycota, Eurotiomycetes, Eurotiales, Aspergillaceae. Gene Ontology annotation, molecular function: oxidoreductase activity, acting on the CH-OH group of donors, NAD or NADP as acceptor; NAD binding; malic enzyme activity.